Molecule: messenger RNA, 5877 nt
Organism: Trichophyton rubrum CBS 118892
Lineage: Eukaryota; Fungi; Ascomycota; Eurotiomycetes; Onygenales; Arthrodermataceae
Exons: 5
Coding region: 1-5361 (1786 amino acids)
Biological process (GO): histone catabolic process
Cellular component (GO): Lid2 complex
Molecular function (GO): ubiquitin-protein transferase activity; chromatin binding
Source: RefSeq, a predicted model, not a curated record
AUGGCGGCUGCUGCUGCCCAGCACCGCGGACGAGAUCGAGAUACCAGCACCACCACCACCACCACCACCACCACCACAGCUACGGCUCUUCUUGCUACUACUUCUUCUUCGUCGUCUUCUUCUGCUGCUGCUGCUAAAACUACAGCCAUGGCCGCGGCUGCAGCAGACAGGUCCAAGGACAAGGACAGAGGAGACAUGGGCGAGGCCGCUUCUUCAGAGACCGCGUCCAGUGCCACCACACCUGCUCCCGCUCCCGCUCCCUACAGCACUCGCUCGCGAAACAGGCCCCGUAUCAACUAUGCCGAAGACACAGAGCUGGAUGCUGAGCUCGAGAAGCCGCUGAUGGCCCCAGUCUCUGCUUCUGCGGCGGCCGGUGCUGGGGCUGCUGGCUCUGCUGCUACUUCCAACUCCACGGCCAAGGGCACCCCGGGCCGCAAGCCAAAGGACAGGGACGCCGCGGCCCAGACGACUUCUUCCUCCUCCAGCAACACACGUAUCGCCUCGCCGGCGUCCAACAGCGAGAGACCGCCCGGCAUGAGCACGCGCAGAGCUGCUGCCGUCGCAGCUAGCAAUGGGACUGCCGCAGCCAGAGACAAGAACUCCGAGAGCCAUGGCCAUGCAGCCUCCGCCAGCGCCGCCAGCACCACAACCACUGCCACGGCCUCUACUUCAGCCAUUCCUGGCACAUCGACUUUCUCCGCAAACCCAAACACCGUUGUCGUCUCGUCGAAGAAGCGGAAGCAGCCCGGAUCCAGCACCACCGUGCAGAAUGUCGUCCCGGCCAACGGGGCUGGACACCCCAGCAAGCGCUUCAUUGCCGCUGGUUCGCGCAAUUCAGAAGAGGCCGUCACCACUUCUAUGAUGACCUUUCGCUCCUCUCGAGCCAUGCUCAGAAACGGCAAGCUAAAGGCAGACGACGGCACCCUUCUCGCCCCAAACGACAUAGACCACGUAUAUUUGAUAUGUGAGCCCCCAGGGGAGCCGUAUUACCUCGCGCGGAUCAUGGAGUUUCUCCCGUCAAAGGACAACCCAUCAGGCCCCAUUGAGAGUGUUCGCGUAAACUGGUACUACCGGCCGCGUGACAUCCAGCGCAAGACUAAUGACCUCCGAGUCGUCUUUGCCUCCAUGCACUCAGACGCCUGUCCACUCACGUCGCUACGCGGCAAAUGUACCAUCAAGCACCGCACCGAAAUCGCAAACUGGGACCAGUACAUGAAGGCAAAGGACUGCUUCUGGUUUGAGCGCAUGUACGACCGCUACAUCCACCGGUACUAUGAUGUUAUUCCCACCAGCCAUGUCAUCAACGUGCCCCAGCAUGUCAAGCAGGUUCUCGACGAGCGAUGGAAGUACGUCUUGGUCGAGAUUGGCCGUAGAAAGGAGCUUACCAGUGCCGUCAAGACAUGCAAAAAGUGUCAACAAUACGCUGCAAAUAAUGAUUCGGUGGACUGCGCGGUGUGCCAUAACACAUACCACAUGCUGUGUGUCCGGCCGGUGCUGCAGAAAAAGCCAGCCAGAGGAUUCGCUUGGGCGUGUGGCCCGUGCAGCAGAGCCCAGGAAAAGAAGCUUGAGGCCAGGAACACGCCCAUGGUGGGCGAGUCUCGCACAAACAACGACACAGAGCCUGAGUUAGUCGAAGAGGAAGAAGAGGAGCAGCCGCCUGCCGAUGCAGACACAGCAGCUGCCACCCAGCGGAGUAGCCCGGCAAAUGAGCUGCAACAGCAGCAGCAACAACAGCAGCAACAGCAACAACAUGUGCUCAAGCCGGCGACAGCAGAGCAGAUCUCCCAGGCCAAACUAUGGCAGUUUCGCUAUCUGGGCAUCCAUUGCCGCGUGGAGGAUGCGCUUGACUACGACGAUCGCAUUUAUCCGCGUGCCAGUUCUCGGUUGGGCAGCCGACAUCAGGCCAACGUCGUGCCUUGGUAUGGCCACCCGGUCGAGUACUUCAAACCAGCGGAGACAAAGAGGAAGUACGUCCGGUCGGGGCCCAAGAAGGAGGUCAAGCUGUCCAAGGAAGCCCUGGCCGCACAAGAGGCAGACCGUGCCGAGCGGGCGUCGCGCCCAAAGUGGGUACAGGAGGUGCCCCCUGGUUAUAUCGCCCGUGGCGAGGACGAGCCCAUCACAGUGGACGGGAAGAAGUUUCAUACUGCCGAACUCCAGUUUAAGAUGCCGGAUGCUUCGCAGCUGUCGUCCGUCAGGGGUGAAGAUGAUGCGCCAGGCUCACAUCUCUCCGUCGAGGAGAGGGAAAAAUUCAUCGACGAGUAUAUGGACAAGGCCAAGGAAGUGGCCACCUCUAAAGGAAUCCCGGACUACUCCACAAACUACCUCGACAAGGCCCUGGCACUGCUGUACGAAGAGAACUUUAAUGUAGAGCCUGCUCUUGCCCGGCUCAAAGCACUGCAUAGAUACAACGACCUGAAGGAGCCAUACCUCAAACCCGAAGAGGUCAAGCUGUUCGAGGCUGGAGUAGCCAAGUACGGCUCUGAGCUGCGAAGUAUCACCAAACAUGUCGGCACCGUCAAGCACCGUCACAUCGUGCGGUUCUACUACAUGUGGAAGAAGACCCCCAAGGGACGUCAGAUCUGGGGCAACUAUGAGGACAGAAAGGGCAAGAAACUCGCCAAGAAGGCUGACAGUGCUGCAAAGCUGCUAGACGAUGUUGCCGAUGACUACGACGACUCUGCAUUCGACAAUGACAAGGCCAUGGAGAAACGCAGAGGAUUCACCUGUAAAUUCUGCAAUACCCGUUCUUCUAAGCGCUGGAGACGAGCUCCCGCUGUCCCACCCGGCUUUACCGUGCCGGCCGAACAGUCUGGGAAGCGUGAAAAGGGCAACCGGCUGACCGUCUCCCUCUCUCCUUACCACUCCGAGUCGGAUGUGAGGAUCAACCAGACCACCGCCACUAUAGCAGCCUCGAUCGGAGUACAUGUUACUACAGAAGUGGUCAAGGAAACCGCAAGCAAUCCACCCGAACCCCAACAACAACAAAACCAACAUCAUCAACAUCAGCAGCCAGCCAAGAAGAAGACCAAGACGGCUGAUAAGGAUGCAAACGCUGCCAACGCCGUCAUGGCUGAUGCCCCUCCGCCUGCUCCUCCGCCACCCCAACAGCAGCAGCAGCAGCAGCAAACAUCAUCCAGGAAGAGGGCAGCUGAGAAGGUUGUGCAGGAAGCUCCUCCGCCACUGGCACCGGAACCGCCUCGACCCAAAGUCCUGCCCUGUGCCGUAUGCAAAAAGAUGGAUCCCAUGGGCGACCAGCACCUAUCCUGCCGAGACUGCCGCCUAACCGUCCACAGGGACUGCUAUGGAAUCGAUGCGUCCCGCCCAGCAGCAAAAUGGAUAUGCGACAUGUGCGCCAAUGACCGGAACCCGACUGUUUCCACAUCAUACGAAUGCGUUCUCUGUCCCGUCACCGAGACGGAGCACGAACUCAUGGAACCGCCCAAAACAACUCACAAGAAAAAAUCCGAACGAGAACGUGAAAAGGAGCGCCUGGAGCGCGAGAUGGUCAACGAAGCUAUCAAGCUCUAUCGCCAACGUCAAGAAGCAGCAGGUAAACCAGUGGGACCCCGAGAACCUCUCAAGCGCACCGCAGGUAACAAUUGGGUACAUGUCAUCUGCGCCAUAUGGUUCCCCGAAAUCAAAUUCGGCAGUGCCAAAGACCUCGAACCCGCAGAGGGUAUCGAGUCGAUAUCGCAAGAAAGCUUCAAGGACCGUUGCAAGAUCUGCAAAACGGAAAAUGGCGCUUGUGUCUCGUGUCGGGCUUCAACGUGCAAUGCGCGGUUUCAUGUUGGAUGUGCCCAUCAGGCAGGAUAUAACAUGGGAUUUGACAUCACGCCGGUGAAAAGUAGUAGGAAAGACGUUGUUUCAACUGCGACCAUGGGCGAAGAAACGGGUGUUGUUGCACCAGCGAUAUGGUGUCCGCACCAUAAUGUGCAGACCAUAGUCCAUGAAAUGGGUGAAUCGAAGGGUUCGACGGAAGGGAAUGCCCUGCAAAUAUAUGCUAGGACGUUCAAGCAGGCUGAUCUUACGCUUACGGGGACAGCAAGGAAGGCGGCAUAUGUCCAGCACUCCUCGCCAUCCGGUGCUGGUAAGCGUGCGGCUGCGGCUGCGAUGACGAACGGGGUGGGAACAAGUACAGCGCCGACGGCGAGUCUAGGACAGGGGCAACACCAGCAUGAUGAAGUUAAUGGUACAUGGAACGCCGAGCAGAGCAAUACCGGACACGGAAAGGACGACAUUCCGAAGAAAUGCUUCCGAUGCCAGUCUGUUGCCAGCCCGAAGUGGUGGCGCCGCGCGCAACCGCAUCAACCACCGCAUCAACAGCAGCCCGUCAAUGGUCUAGGACCACUGGAUCUGAUCAGAUGGCCUACCUCGAUGCAUCAUGCCAAUGAUACGAAUGGCGAUAUACCCGACCGCAUCGUGUACGAGUGUCAUAAAUGCCAUCUCAAGAAACACCUCACCCCACCUACCCUCACGCCUGUGCUUGCACCGCUGCCACCAGUCUCUUAUGGUCCGCCUGACCGUGAUCGUGAAAUGGGCCAAACUCGUCACCCUGAGUUUCAUAGGAAUGGCUAUGCCUCUUCUCCUCACGCUCAGCCUGUUCAAGCGCAUGGCCCUGCCCAUGUCCCCCCUCUUGCGCCCCUGACGCACCCCCACGGAGCUCCUGAAUGGCGACCUGGGCCUGGACCUGCUCCUGGACCUGCUCCUGGUCCUGGUCCUGGUCCAGGGCCAGAAUAUGAACAGCGACCACCAGCAGAAUAUUUACAUCGUAAAGGAAUAUCUCCCGCUCCUAAUGGUCAUCAGCAUCAACACCAUCAGCAUCCGCACCAUCAACACCCACAUCAUCCACCGCCCUUCACGAAUGGUGGUCCUCCGCCUCCUCCACCAUCCCUUCCACCGCCACACCAAUACCCCUAUGGGCCAAUUGCGCCCCACCCAUCCGGCGCAAAUACACCAUACCCUGGCCCGGGUCCAGGCCCGUCUACACCCGGCGCAGGCGCAGGCCCCGCUCCUGGCCCUAGCCCCAUGCACUUCUCCCCGCCACCACCUCCUUCACGCACACCCCUUCCGGGCUCUCAUCCACCCCGAAUGUUCCCCGUCGACAGGCCCGUUCAACCAAAACCAAACCUCUCUUCUCCCUCCGCCGCACGAAGAAGUUUGGACCCCCACCAGCCGCAACCACCUCAAUCUCAGAGUCAAGCUGAACCCUCGCCCACGGCAGGCCCAACUGCUACUCCAUCACGACCCCGAUCAGAGAGUAUGGGUCGUCAAGGUUCCAUGGGCAGUAUGCAACCGCAAUCAGCACCAACAUCUGGUUCAGCAGCAAGUGCGAGUCCAUCAUUGAAAAACUUACUUCUUUAAUUUCCCUCCUGCCCCCGGCCCCGUUUUCAUUUGCUUUUCCUUUUUCCUGUUUAUCAUGUCUAGCUCCAGGCGUUCACGUUUAUGCAUUUCCUUUUACCAGCUGUUCUCAUUACAACAUUUAUAUCUUAUCAUAUUAUAUCAUACCAUUCAUCAUAUUUCUUUACCUUGACUUUCUUACUUGCUUGACGGAGCAAACGUCCCAGGCGGCCCUCUCAUGUACCCUAUUCCUCCCAUUCCAUUUAUCUACAUUACCACCUUCAACUUGCAUGCGAUACCACCAAAAACCGCCUUCCCCAACAUUCAUACCCCCUAAUACCCCUACUAUGUAAUUCACUUAUUCUGAUCGACUUGCCUGCCUUGUUCCAUCUCAUUGCUUCUAUUAACUGAGUCAGCGGUUAGAGUUAUUGCCGUGAUACUAAUAGGCAACUUGCUAGCUCUGACUAUGGCUAUGGCGAAACUGGAUAAUGGGCUAUCAUGGGGUUUCUUUUGCUGAAAAGGAAAAAAUAUUGAUAGAUU